AUGCUUGCUGUGCGCGCUUCUGAAAAGGGGUCAGAGAAGCUCCAGGUCAACGUAUUACCCUGCAGGAUACACCGAAAUGGGCCUUCCAAGGUAACGAAGCGGUGCUGGUGUCCCACUACAGAAGAAGGUCUGAUGAUUACCUUGACUUGCUUUCUGGUGAGAUACUGGCAGCUGAAUGAUCUAGAUGGAAGCAAGACUGCCUAUUUUCGCGGCCGCAAAUUACGAGGUCGACAAAUCAAGCUCCCAAAGAAAUACCGAGGUCUUACUGUGAUUAGGACCGACGAAACCCUGUCAGGGGCUUCCGAUGAAGAGCAGACCACACUCCAUAAACAACCAUACGAGGAUGAGGAUGAGGAAGAUAUGCUUGAACAUGAAUCACAAGCAGAGCCUGUCAAGAUCCUGAAAGAAGAAGCGAACUUUGAUGCAAUCACUGUGUGGGGUCAUGAUAGACUGCCUGCAGCGGAUGAUAGCUUCCUGAAGGGAAUUGAGGAAUGGGUAACCUUUGCGGAAGCUAUUCAUACAACCCCAACGGACCUCUCGCAGUCUUCGGAUACUAGUCGCUGA
Molecule: messenger RNA, 564 nt
Organism: Endocarpon pusillum Z07020
Lineage: Eukaryota; Fungi; Ascomycota; Eurotiomycetes; Verrucariales; Verrucariaceae
Exons: 3
Coding region: 1-564 (187 amino acids)
Biological process (GO): RNA catabolic process
Cellular component (GO): ribonuclease H2 complex
Source: RefSeq, a predicted model, not a curated record